AAGGAUAAGAUCCUGAUGCCAAAUUCAAUGCUAGUCUACGACAUCCAGUACGUGCCUAAAGACGACUCCUUUCGGACCUCGAAAAAAGCUUGCAAGCAGUUGUCCAGGUCGGUGCAGGGAAUUUUUGGUCCAUCGGAUCCCCUCUUGGGAGCUCACAUUCAAAGCAUCUGCGAGGCUCUGGACGUUCCUCAUCUGGAAGCCAGGGUCGACUUCGAGCCAACCUUCAAGGAGUUCAGCAUCAACCUCUACCCCUCGCAAGACCAUCUCAACAAGGCUUUCAAGGAUCUCAUGUCUUUCCUGAACUGGACCAAGGUGGCCAUAAUCUAUGAAGAGGAUUACGGACUCUUCAAGCUCCAGGACCUGGUAAAGUCGCCACCGUCGGUCAGGACGGAAAUGUACAUUCGUCAGGCUGGUCCUGGAUCCUACAGGCAGGUCCUUAGAGAGGUUCGCCACAAGGAGAUCUACAAACUGAUCGUGGACACCGACCCCGCGCACAUGCAACUCUUCUUCAGAGCGAUCUUGCAGCUGCAGAUGAACGACUACAGAUACCAUUACAUGUUCACCACUUUUGAUAUCGAGACGUUCGAUCUCGAGGACUUCAAGUACAACAGCGUGAACAUGACAGCCUUCCGAUUGGUGGACCUCGAAGAGCCAAAUGUUGCCGAAGUCCUGCGGCAAAUGGAACGCUUCCAGCCGAUUGGCCACGCCAUUCUCAAUAAAACCGGAGUUAUACAGGCAGAACCAGCUCUGGUGUACGACAGCGUCCAGGUUUUCGCCCAUGGACUCGCGGCCCUCGACAGGAGUCACGUCCUGCGCCCUGCAAAUUUAUCCUGCGAGAAGGAGGAGCCCUGGGACGACGGCCUCUCUCUCUACAACUACAUCAACGCGGCAGGCUUACACGGACUAACCGGCCACAUCGAGUUCAACGAGGGCAAGAGGAACAACUUCAAAUUGGACCUCUUGAAGCUGAAGAAGGAGGAGCUGGUCAAGGUCGGCGAGUGGAAACCCGGAAGUGGAGUAAACGUUACCGACGUGGGGGCUUUCUACGAGACCACGGCCACCAAUAUCACCCUCGUCGUAAUGACGAGAGAGGAAAAACCGUACGUCAUGGUGAAGGAGGACAAAAAUCUGACUGGUAAUGCCAGAUUCGAGGGCUUCUGCAUCGAUCUUUUGAAGUGGAUCGCCAGUCAAGUCGGCUUCCAAUACGCGAUUCGAUUGGUCCCCGAUCACAUGUACGGGGUCUACGAUCCCGAAACCAAGGAGUGGAAUGGAAUAGUACGGGAACUCAUGGAAAAGAGAGCCGAUCUGGCGGUCGCCUCCAUGACGAUCAACUACGCCAGAGAAAGCGUAAUCGACUUCACAAAGCCCUUCAUGAACCUCGGCAUAGGGAUCCUCUUUAAGGUACCCACCAGCCAACCGACGCGGCUCUUCUCGUUCAUGAACCCGCUGGCGGUAGAAAUCUGGCUGUACGUGUUGGCGGCCUACAUACUGGUGAGCUUCACCCUCUUCGUCAUGGCGAGAUUCAGCCCCUACGAGUGGAACAAUCCUCACCCCUGUCUGGCAGAAAGCGACGUCGUGGAGAACCAGUUCAGCGUCAGCAACAGCUUCUGGUUCAUAACUGGUACCUUCCUCAGGCAAGGCAGUGGCCUAAAUCCCAAGGCCACCAGCACGAGAAUUGUCGGCGGAAUUUGGUGGUUCUUCACGUUGAUCAUCAUCUCCUCGUACACUGCCAACCUGGCGGCUUUCCUGACGGUGGAGAGGAUGAUAACGCCGAUCGAAAACGCGGCCGAUCUCGCCGAGCAAACCGAGAUCUCUUAUGGCACCCUUGAAGGAGGAAGCACGAUGACGUUCUUCCGGGACUCGAAAAUCGGGAUUUACCAGAAAAUGUGGAGAUUUAUGGAGUCGAAGAGGCCUUCCGUCUUUGUCUCCACGUAUGAAGAGGGUGUCAAAAGAGUGCUCGAAGGCGACUACGCUUUUUUAAUGGAAUCCACGAUGCUCGAUUACGCGGUACAGAGGGAUUGCAAUCUCACGCAAAUCGGAGGCUUACUGGAUAGCAAAGGAUAUGGAAUCGCUACUCCGAAAGGAUCGCCUUGGAGGGACAAAAUAUCCCUCGCCAUCUUGGAGCUGCAAGAGAAAGGGGUAAUACAAAUUCUUUACGACAAGUGGUGGAAGAACACCGGGGAUGUGUGCAACAGGGACGAGAAGAGCAAGGAGAGCAAAGCCAACGCUCUUGGAGUCGAGAAUAUUGGGGGAGUCUUCGUGGUACUCCUCUGCGGCCUCGCUCUGGCCAUCCUUGUGGCCAUUCUGGAGUUCUGCUGGAACUCGAAGAAGAACGCCCAAUCGGACAGAUCCCUGUGCGCCGAGAUGGCCUCGGAGCUGCGCUUCGCGGUGCAAUGCGGCUCGCGGCAGAGACCAGCCGUAAAGUCGCGCUCACCUGCAGCUGUACCUUGCGCCAGAUGCAGUCCGCAUUCCUCUACCAGGCGGAAUCGCUACUGCAGCCACGAAGAGACCACCUACAUACCGAGCAUCGAGAUACCUCGAUUAAAUGCAGGAGGGUGGUGCGUUGCCGAUGACGGAGAUGAAGAAGUCAUUGAGCUUCGAUCAAGUGGCAGCUGCCCGUGGAGGGAACACCUAGCACAGGCCUCCUCCUCUUCGUCUUCAACCACCGCCCUGCAAAACCCCCACGCACACGCGUCACACACACUGCCACUCACACAGUCACAGUCACAGCCACAGUCGCACGCACAAACAUCAACCUCCUCCGAGGCAAAGGCGGGGCUCUUCAGGCAUCGCCUUGGCUCAAGGUAA
Messenger RNA from Orussus abietinus, 2808 nucleotides. Its product is annotated as glutamate receptor ionotropic, kainate 2. The transcript is spliced from 16 exons. Bases 16 to 2808 code for a protein of 930 amino acids. Gene Ontology annotation, biological process: monoatomic ion transport. The record is from RefSeq and is a predicted model, not a curated record. Gene Ontology annotation, molecular function: glutamate-gated receptor activity. Lineage: Eukaryota; Metazoa; Arthropoda; Insecta; Hymenoptera; Orussidae. Gene Ontology annotation, cellular component: plasma membrane; postsynaptic membrane.